Podarcis raffonei (Aeolian wall lizard) is the source of this 2911-nucleotide messenger RNA. RefSeq lists its product as uncharacterized. Bases 80 to 2911 code for a protein of 943 amino acids. Lineage: Eukaryota; Metazoa; Chordata; Lepidosauria; Squamata; Lacertidae. The transcript is spliced from 2 exons. Gene Ontology annotation, biological process: DNA integration. The record is from RefSeq and is a predicted model, not a curated record. Gene Ontology annotation, molecular function: nucleic acid binding.
CUUCCAGGUAUACCAGUUGCCCCACUCCAACGUAGAGAAAAUUUAUGUUGACGUACAGAUAGAGGGGGCCCCAUGCCGCAUGGAGCUUGACACGGGUUCAACUCUAUCCAUAAUCUCGGCAAGGACCUUAAGGAAACUGUGUCCUACUGGGGGUCCCAAACUCAGGCCGGCCCCAUUCACCCUCCGGGACUUCCAGAAACGUAAGGUCCCCACAAUGGGGGUGGGGACCUUCAGGGUGCAAUACCGAGGGUGGACGUGGCAACUGGACUUGCUGGUGGUCAAGGGCCCCUACAUUAGCUUACUGGGAUUGGCAUGGUUUGGACCACUGGGGCUAGCCGUCACCGGGGUGAACCACACUAGCUUACAAGUGGACGUGGACGCCAUAUGCAAGGAAUUUCCGGGGGUUUUCGAUGGGAAAUUGGGACAGUAUACGGGCCCCCCCAUUGCUCUACAGCUUGACCCUGCAGUACGACCGGUCAGGCUCAAGGCCCGCCGGGUCCCGUUCGCCCUGAAACCCCGUAUAGACGAGGAAUUGGACCGGCUUGUGGAGCAAGGAGUGCUGGAGCCGGUGCCUAAUGCCCCCUGGGAAACCCCAAUCGUCACACCUGUCAAGCCUAAUGGUUUGGUCCGCAUCUGCGCAGACUACAAAUGUACCAUAAACAAGGCCCUCAUGGCCCAUGCAUACCCAGUGCCAGUGGUCAGCCAUGUUCUUGCCACCCUGGCUGGGUCGAAAAUUUUUGGCAAGCUGGACUUGGCCCAAGCAUAUCAACAGCUGCCAGUAGAUGAGGCCACAGCAGAGGCACAGACGAUUGUGACGCACAGAGGAGCGUUCAGGGUAAAGAGGCUGCAAUUCGGUGUCAGCGUGGCACCAGGCACAUUCCAGAAUCUAAUGGACUUGCUCCUUAAAGGGAUUCCUGGCGUCACCCCCUUCUUCGAUGAUGUGUUGAUUGCCGGGCCCACACCAGAGGAGUUUGAGGACCGCCUCCGCACCGUUCUGCACCGUUUCCAGACGGCGGGUCUCAAGGUGAAGCGGGAAAAAUGUCUACUAGGAGUGCCUCAGGUGGACUUUCUGGGAUUUAUGGUGGACGCAGAAGGGGUCCACCCAACUGGGGACAAGGUACGGGCCAUUUAUGAUGCCCCAGCGCCCAAGAACAAGACUGAACUUCAGGCCUUCUUGGGACUAUUGAACUUUUACCAUUCCUUCCUUCCCCACAAGGCGGCGGUAGCGGAGCCCCUACACAGACUCCUGGACAAGCGGGCCCCUUGGGUGUGGGGCCAGCGCCAGGAGGCCGCAUUCCAGGCAGUCAAGGACUUGCUUGUCUCAAACUUGGUCUUGGCACACUUCGAUGAGAGGCUGCCGGUGGUGCUAGCAUGCGACGCCUCGCCCUAUGGAAUUGGCGCUGUCCUGGGACACCAACUCCUGGAUGGAAGAGAGGUACCAGUGGCAUACUUUUCCCAGACACUCAACGCAACCGAGCGGAACUACUUGCAAAUCGACAAGGAGGGUCUGGCAAUCAUGAAGGGAGUAAAAAAAUUCCAUGAUUUCUUGUACGGGCGGCCCUUCACCGUGGUGACUGACCACAAGCCAUUGCUUGGCUUGUUUGCCCCUGAAAAGCAGACCCCCCAAGUGCUGUCUCCUCGCGUCCUCAGGUGGUCAAUUUUCCUUGCCAGCUACCAGUAUGCACUGAUUCACCAUCCUGGGAAGGCAAUGGGCCAUGCGGACGCCCUCAGCAGGCUACCACUACCAGAAACAGGCCCCGACCCAGCACCUGCACAAGAAGUUAUGAGCCUGGAGCUGCUUCCCGACCGCCCCAUUCAGGCACAAGAAGUUGCACACCAUUCCAAGAAAGAUAGGGUCAUCUCCCGGGUCCUGGACUGGGUGUGGAGGGGAUGGCCCAGCAGCAGCCCAGCAGAAUUCGCCGGCUACACAACCCGCAAACAUGAACUGUCAGCCCACAAGGGGUGCCUGUUAUGGGGAAGCAGGGUCGUUGUUCCCCAGCCCCUCCGCAAAAGGGUCCUCACAGCCCUACACGAGACACACCCAGGGGUAGUAAGAAUGAAGGCCCUUGCCAGGAGUUAUGUGUGGUGGCCGGGGAUCGACGGAGAGAUAGAGGCCUGGGUCAAACACUGCCAGGCCUGCCAAGAAUCCCGCCCAGAUCCCCCAAGGGCCCCAGUCCAGUCCUGGGAGUCCGCCCGAGCACCAUGGUCACGCCUGCAUGUGGACUUCGCUGGCCCCUUUCAGGGGGAAACAUUUUUCAUAGUGGUGGACUCCUACACCAAAUGGCUGGAAGUUGCACUGGUACCGUCCACUUCUACGUCUGCAGCCAUCCGGGUACUACGCAGGCUGUUUGCAACCCACAGGCUCCCUGACACUCUCGUCUCAGACAACGGGACUGCAUUCACGUCAGGAGAAUUCCAAACCUUCACAGCGCAGAACGCCAUCCGCCACAUCCGUUCGGCGCCAUUCCACCCUGCCACCAAUGGCCAAGCAGAACGCAUGGUGCGGACCACCAAGGACACCCUUCACCGCAUGACGCAAGGGGAUUGGGAGUACCGCCUUGCCACAUUCCUUCUAGCACAGCACAGCACCCCCAGCUCAACAACUGGCCGGAGCCCCGCUGAACUACUAAUGGGUCGGCGCCUUGCAAUCAGAUUGGACCGCCUUCACCCCGAUAGAGCUCAGGAUGAGGUAGUGGUGGGGGAAGGCAAGAACCCCCGGACCUUCGAGGCUCAGGACCCAGUGUACGCAAAGAAUUUUGGGGCAGGCCCAGCAUGGGUACCCGCCACAGUCACCAGGGUCACUGGCCCCGUGUCGUACGAGGUGCUAACAGAUGGGGGGCAAUGCUGGCGCCGCCACUGCGACCAGAUACGGCGACGAUGCCCUCCUGGCUCAUCUACCUUCCUCAACUGA